Molecule: messenger RNA, 3812 nt
Organism: Prionailurus viverrinus (fishing cat)
Lineage: Eukaryota; Metazoa; Chordata; Mammalia; Carnivora; Felidae
Gene: MTX3
Product: metaxin 3
Exons: 9
Coding region: 15-953 (312 amino acids)
Biological process (GO): mitochondrion organization
Cellular component (GO): SAM complex
Source: RefSeq, a predicted model, not a curated record
UCGGCCCCGGCAAGAUGGCGGCCCCCUUGGAGCUCAGUUGCUGGGGAGGUGGCUGGGGGCUCCCAUCGGUGCACAGCGAGUCCCUGGUGGUGAUGGCUUACGCCAAAUUUUCUGGUGCACCCUUGAAAGUCAAUGUCAUAGAUAACACCUGGAGAGGUUCAAGAGGAGAUGUACCAAUUUUGACAACUGAAGACAACAUUGUUUCUCAGCCUGCGAAAAUACUAAACUUUUUAAGAAAACAGAAAUAUAAUGCUGAUUAUGAACUCUCAGCAAAACAGGGGGCAGAUACACUGGCUUACAUUGCUCUCCUUGAAGAGAAGCUUCUUCCUGCAGUGCUUCACACAUUCUGGGUUGAGAGUGACAAUUACUUUGCUGUGACAAAGCCAUGGUUUGCUUCACGAAUUCCUUUUCCCUUGAGUUUGAUCCUGCCUGGAAGGAUGUCUAAGGGAGCACUGAAUAGAAUUCUCCUGACUAAAGGAGAGCCUCCCCUUUACCACCUCCGAGAAGUGGAAGCUCAGAUAUACAGAGAUGCCAAGGAGUGCCUAAAUCUUCUGUCAAACAGAUUGGGAACAUCUCAGUUUUUCUUUGGAGAUACGCCAUCUACUUUGGAUGCCUACGUGUUUGGUUUUCUUGCACCUCUUUAUAAAAUACGCUUUCCUAAAGUUCAAUUACAAGAACAUUUGAAACAGCUCUCCAACCUGUGCCGCUUUUGUGAUGACAUCCUAAAUAGUUAUUUUAAGCUUAGUCUUGGAGGCACCUCUCCUGCUGGUCAAGAAACAGUAGACGCAAAUCUGCAGAAACUCACACAACUUGUAAAUAAGGAAUCCAACUUGAUUGAAAAGAUGGAUGACAAUCUUCGCCAAAGCCCUCAACUUCCUCCUCGGAAACUGCCAACACUCAAAUUGACUCCAGCAGAAGAUGAAAAUAAUUCCUUACAACGACUAUCACCCUGACAGUCAUCAUGCUUUGUGUCCACAGUCAUGAUUAUUGCAGUAAUCUCUUACACUAAGUGUGAAGGCAAAAAGAAAAUGCCAUUAGUAGGUAUAAGGGAGACUCUAAAAAGAAACUUUCUAUGACAUCUAUUUUUUCUUAAUUAGGAAGCUUGUAUUUUGACCUGGCAGUGCACUUUAGAUAACAUCAAAGUGAAUGCUAAAUGAACUUGGGGAACAAAGAAAACAUAUUGUACUGUAUAUUAAAAAAAACCAAAAACCUGCCUUAAUCUUGGCAGAUUUUUGCCUUUAUUUCAUAUGUUGCUGACCAAAAGCUAGAAUUCUGUUCUGAAUGUGCACUCUUAUUUAUUCAAGUUAUUUUAUUAAUUUCGUUUUCUUAGAACAGUUUGAAUAUCUAAUAUGUGGCUCUUUGAGGCUUUUUUCUUCUGUUUAGAAAUUUGAUGACUUUAGACAUUAGGAAAAAUGUAAUAUUCUAAUAUUCUAUUCACUUCAAUAGAAAAGUCUAUUUAAAAAACAAAGAGGAAUGUGCUUUUUAAUUAUGCUCUUGGGAGGAUUAGUACCAUAUAUAUGUAUAUAUAUAAAUAUCAAAGGUGGUUACAUAUAAUAUUCAUCUGACUAUAUGCACUUCUGGUAUUUGCUGAUGUGUUCAAUAUAAGGUUGGCAAGGACGCUUUUAGUUUAUUGGGCAAAUGUGGCAGCUUUAGACCUGUGUAUUUGUAGUACAUUUUUAACUUUAGUAAUCUCUUUCUUGGAUUGAUUUCAGGAGAACUGAGUAUGUUGGUCAUCGUUAUUACGCCAGGCUGUAAAGUCUUACUGGAAUUUGCCCAGUUGUUAGACCUUCCUCAGCCAGAGUAAUAGAAGUACCUACUGUGUGCCUGGUCCAAGUUCACCAGGCUUGGUUCAGACCAGUGUUCUUUCAGAAGAAUCCUAUCAUGUAGUCAAAAGCGUUAUGGCAACUUAUUAUUUUCCAUAUAGUUAAACUACAACAGUUGAAUGAUCCAGUGGAAUAUGCGGAGAUAACAAUAGUUUUUAAAGAACAUUUUCUACUUAUUGGUUACUGAACUGUUGAAGGAUUUGUUGUGCAGGUGGUUUUGCUUAGAAUAGAAUCUUGCAUACUUUAGUGGCUGAGGUGCUCCUGUUGUCCUAAAACCACUUCUGGGUUUUUUUAAUUAUGGGCUCAUGUUUUUGAUUAGUGUCUUAAAAGAUUACUAUGGUGCUCAGCAAAUCUUAUCACAUCCUGCAGAAACUCCCGUGUUAAGAAAACAGUUUUGUAGUCAAGAGACUCCCCUAAUUUGAGCUGAAUGGAGCUCAGCUGUAUUUGACCCGCAUCCUCCCAGUUUGUUCAUGUAUUAGGUAUUAUACAGGAGUCUUUAAGUCACUGUAAAUAUUUUUUCUUGAAAGUUUUAAUUAAAUGAGAAACAAGGUAAUCUUCAAAAUCUUGUUCAUCUGUUUGGAUGCAUUUAGGGAAAGUAAUGAGUUUCACAUUACUUAUACAACAGGUUUGUGUGUUUUAUAUUAAUUUUCCAUUAGACUCCAGCAUCCAAAACCUGUAUGAAUAUUCUAUGUUGAAAAUCAUUACCAUAGGACUUUAUUGUCCCCUGGGGUCCAUGUAUAUUGGAGAAGGGUGGUUAACACAUUAAUCAGACAUCUGGUUAUGCUGUAGUUAGAGUUGAUCAUUUUCAAUCAUGAUUUAUAUUAAACCUUCUAAGAAGCAUUUGAAGUGGCUUAAAAUUGUCAAAUACAUAAAACAGGACAAUUAAAAUUAGUUUUUGGAAAACUAAAAAAUGGGGGAGAGAGAGCUAUACCAACCCUAACAGAUUCUAAAAUCAAGUGGUAAAUUUAACUCCCAAAUUUCUCCAUGGUCACAGUCCAAAGUAAUACUGGGUUAUGUAACCGUUUUCUGUCAGUAAAACUACUAAUGCCCAUGGUAAGAAAUGUGUUCAAAUUUUUAUAAGAAUGUGAGAUCAUGUUCUUUUGACACAGAAUUCAGCCAGUAAUCCUACUGUAAUAUUUCAUGUGUUGAAAGUUUAAUGAAAAGACAUCAUUUUAGAAUGACAAGGAUUUGUCAUAUUUUAGUAGAAAAGACAACUGUAAAUAUGAUUUAUUUCUUUUUGGUCAUUCCUGCUUUGACUUGCCUUUAGCCUUGCAGUAGGUAGGGUCUGAUGUUUCCAGACUACCUUUCCUAAGAUGCAAAAUGUGAUUUACAUAAGUGAGAAUUUAUAUAUGGGGCUACUUAGUUGAGCAUUUUGGGGACUGGCCAACAAGAUGCUCGGAAGCUAUAACUGAGUAUAACCUGCUCCAGGGAGCAGCCACACAUAUAGGAAGCUCUUAGAAAGGAACAGCUUUCCAGAUUGGGAAGAGAAUUUGCGAUCAGCCUGGCAGGAUGUGCUUUGGAUAAAGUUUGAGUUUGCUGAGAUGGAUGGCCCACAGUCUUAAACAAAAUACUGUGAGCUAUUUUCUUUUGGAUGUGAUGGUGGAAUAUGAUAAAAGGGACUAUGUGUUUAUGUUUGGUGCUAGUAUAGGAUUAGAAAAUUGAUCAGAUAAUUCCCAUAAGAUAACGAUCCCUCAUCAACACAUUGUCAUCAGUCAUCCAUAAGACCCACCACUUCUUAUAACAGUAAAUACCCUGUAGAGAGCAUUGAGGAUGGUCAUUCCUUCACAAUGGUUUUUUCCCUUACAAAGGUUGGCAUUGACAAAUUCCAGCUUAGGUAUGUUUGCAUUAUUUUGGGGAUACUAGAGAGUUCAAGAUUCUUACAAUAAAUCCAAGCAUGUUGAUUUCUAUUUGUAACUUCUAUUCAUUUAAUGUUGCCAGAUAUAUUAACAUGAAGGAAUAAGGGAGCUUAUUUCUUUUUAAAAAAAAUUU